Molecule: messenger RNA, 714 nt
Organism: Dentiscutata erythropus
Lineage: Eukaryota; Fungi; Glomeromycota; Glomeromycetes; Diversisporales; Gigasporaceae
Source: the annotation of a GenBank genome assembly
AUGUAUCAUACUCCUGAUAAAACUCUAAAUAAUCCACCAACACCUUAUGAUCUAACUCUUGCGUCUCUCUUAUCGACAGGUCUUCAUAUAGGUCAUUCAAAGUCUUUAUGGAACCCUAAUACAUCACCAUUUAUUUUUGGUAUUCGUCACGGUAUUAGCAUUAUAAAUCUUGAACAUACAUUAAUCUACUUGCGUCGUGCAUGUAAAGUCACACGAGAAAUAAGUUAUCGUGGUGGAAUAAUUCUAUUCGUUAAUACACGUGGUGGAGGUUUUGCUCGAGCAACAAUUAACGCAGCAAAACGUUGUAAACAAUUUCAACUUACAACACGUUGGUUACCUGGUACUAUAACUAAUUCACAACAAAUUUUGGGUCAUUUAAUGCCAAAAGAACCUGAAGAGUUAUUACCAAAAGUUUUCAAACCGGAUUUAAUAAUUUUAUUAAAUCCAUUAGAGAAUGCAAUUGUAUUGGAAGAAGCAAAACAUGGUAAUGUACCUACAAUUGGAAUUGUAGAUACAGAUUUUGAUCCUCGAAAAGUUAGUUGGCCUAUACCUGCUAAUGACGAUUCAGUGAGAGGAGUUGAAUUAAUUGCGGGUGUACUGAGUGUUGCUGCUAGAGAUGGUCUUAUACAAAGGCAAAAAAUGAUGGAAAAAAUGGAAUCGCAAAAGAUUAAGAACAAAACCACUAUUGUGAAAAUUACAUCAAAAGAAAAUUAA